AUGGGUGGUUCUGGUUCCAAACUUGAGAAGGCUCUUGGUGACAAUUUUCCUGAAGGAGAACAUUACUUUGGCCUUGAGAAUUUCGGCAAUACUUGUUAUUGCAACAGCGUUUUGCAGGCUCUAUACUUCUGUGUUCCAUUUCGAGAACAAUUGCUACAAUAUUAUGGAAAAAACAAGAAUAUAACAGAUGCAGAGGAAAAUCUUUUGACUUGCUUAGCUGACUUAUUUUUGCAGAUAAGUUCCCAGAAGAGGAAAACAGGCGUAAUUGCUCCCAAACGAUUUGUACAGAGGUUGAAAAAACAGAAUGAACUCUUCCGUAGCUAUAUGCACCAGGACGCCCACGAAUUCUUAAACUAUUUGUUAAAUGAACUUGUUGACAUUCUGGAAAAAGAGGCCCAAACUGCAAAAGACAAUCAAGAGACAUUACUACCUUCGGAGAAGAUUUCGAAUGGACCAAAGAAUGGUUUAGCUAAUGGUGCUAAAAAAGAGCCGCCUUUAGCUACUACUUGGGUGCACAAAAAUUUCCAGGGAAUACUUACCAAUGAGACAAGGUGCUUGCAAUGCGAAACAGUAACGGCUAGGGAUGAAACAUUUUUCGACUUGAGUCUUGAUAUUGAACAAAACAGUUCCAUUACAAGUUGUUUGAAAAAUUUCAGUUCAACCGAGACUUUGAAUGCUGAAGACAAAUUUUUUUGUGACAAGUGCUGCAGUUUGCAAGAAGCUCAAAAGAGGAUGAAGAUAAAGAGACCGCCUCGUGUUUUAGUCAUUCAUCUUAAGCGGUUUAAGUACAUGGAACAGCUGGGCCGCUACAAGAAACUGUCUUACCGUGUGGUUUUUCCCCUUGAGCUCAGGUUGAGUGAUACAGACGAAGAAGCAGAUAUUGAGUAUUCUCUAUUUGCAGUAGUUGUCCAUGUUGGGAGUGGGCCCAACCACGGGCAUUAUGUUUGCCUUGUCAAAAACCAUAACCACUGGUUAUGUUUUGACGACGAAACUGUUGAGGCGGUUGACGAAGCUUCUGUUCAGACAUUCUUUGGGUCAACACAAGAAUUCAACAAUAAUACAGACCAUGGCUAUAUUUUGUUCUAUGAGAGCGUUAACAGAAACUAG
Lathyrus sativus (Indian pea) is the source of this 1107-nucleotide messenger RNA. The record is from the annotation of a GenBank genome assembly. NCBI's taxonomy places the organism in Eukaryota, Viridiplantae, Streptophyta, Magnoliopsida, Fabales, Fabaceae.